AGUCUUUUAACAUUCCCUGAAUGCCAUAACAAUUAAAUUUUAGUUGUUAUUCAUCAUUGUGAUGGUCAGGCUGAAGAUGUGCUCCCAAAUUAAGAGUUUAUUUCUUUUUAUUUGUGUAAUAGAAGUUAAUGGCAAAUUCUACAAAGAAAAUGUGACAAAUUACAACGAUUGUAAAAUUUACUACACACGCUUCGAGGGUGGAUACAACACAUUUUUCGAUCUGGCCGAAUCGGAAGAUCCGGAAUUGCUGGUCGAUUUGCAUAUUGCCGUGUUGGCCGUCAGCGAAGCUCAUAUUUUGCUCGCCACUUCUGCUGAUGUAAAGGCGAAUGAUCCAGCAUAUGAAAUCGUUAUCGGCGCUGGCGGUAACACAUUCUCGGAUAUUCGCCGAAAACAAAAAGCCAGUGUGAGAGUUUCGUAUAGAAAGAAAGGACUUUUAUCGGCUGUAGAUAUUACCGGGUUCUGGAUACACAUUUAUCGAAAUGGAUUAAUUGACGUUGGGAAAGAUGGUGAAGAAGUUGCUUUCAUGUCCUGGCAAGAUACAGAAUUGUUACCGGUUACCGUGUUCACUUUAGCUGGAUGGAGAAAUGUAGAAAUCAAAUGGUUUUACGAUUGCCCUCGACCGAAUGCGAAUGUUACUGAUACGAAAAAACGCUUUUCAACAGAAAUCGACAGAUUAAGGGAGGAUGUUUUGAAUAUAAAAGAAUCACAUAACGACAAUGUCAAAGUAAACAUACAGUUAACAUCACAGUAUGUUUCAUUGGAUGAGAAACAAUCAAUUCUCAAUUUGAAAGGGCGAGCUAACUUUUCAUGGAAUUUUAAUCCCAUCAGAUGGAAUCCGGAAAACUACAGCAAUAUAAAGACAGUUCUACUGCAACAUAACGAAAUAUGGAAACCGGAAAUCACUGUCAGCAAUGGAAUUGAUUUAGAUCAUCUCCAGCCAUUCAUAGGCAACACAUUAAUUGCAAAUCACGAUGGGCAAAUAUUGUGGCAGCCAUCUUUCGAUAUCUCAACGUUUUGCAGCCUAAACGGCAUAGAAAACUGGCCAAAUGAUGUCCAUGAAUGCGAGAUUUAUCUUAGCACACCAUUCUGGCAAAAUAAUUACGUACGGUUUGCUAUAACAGCGCCCAGUGAUACUAUACAAUUAACUGCAAAUAACUACGAUUCCGAGUGGUAUAUUGAAGAAGGACCAAAUAUCCACAUAUAUCAAUUAUCCAAUCCAAAGAAUUCGCCUGAUAUUUACAUAAGAAUGCCACAAUCGUUAAAAUUACGGAUUACAAUCAAACGGAGAACAAGUCUGUAUGAAACGGCAUUCAAAACACCAUUAUUGAUUAUCACAGUUAUGAUGUUGAUGAAUUUCUGGUGUUCGCCGUUUGAUUACAUGAAAGUAUCCAUUAUUGCAGCGCAGUUUCUAUUAACAAGUAUGGCGUCCAUUGGGCUGGCUAUUGUUUUACCAGGGCAUCGAGAAAUUAUUCCUAUUAUCGUCUAUCGAUACAGUGCUGUUAUGCUCGCAAAUAUCCUCAACUUGAUAAUCAGUGUGAUUGUUAUCAAUUUGUCAAGAAACAAGCAAUUGUUUGAACCAGCACAUAUAAUCGGGCGUAUUGUGAAGAGUAAACUCGUCGAAAAGCUACUGUUAUUACCAGAAUUAGCACCGCAAGUGUCAUGCGCAUAUCCAGCCGCAAUGGAAACAACCCGACGCAGGACACGUGUGCAGGACGUCUGGAUCAGGCUGGGAAUGUGCAUCGAUCGCCUCGCAUUCAUCAUUUACCUCAUGCUGACAAUCACAUCAUUCUUCACUAAAUAACACUAGAAAUGCAUUACUUUUUGCUUGAUUAAUCAAUUAGUAAUAUAAUAUAUGCAUUAUAAAUAUUUCUAUGUAUAAACAAGUAACUACAUCGGAUACAAUAAGGAAUUAUUGCGUUUCUCAACCAAAUGUACCGAAUUAUUAUAUCGAACACAAAACGUUCGCGAGUAUUAAUUAUCUCCUCAUUUUUACUCCUGUUUAUAUAUUAUUAGUAUUAUUAUACAUAUGAAUUAAAUUGUUAAAGGACGAA
This is a messenger RNA of Dalotia coriaria, 2051 nucleotides long. RefSeq names its product acetylcholine receptor subunit beta-type unc-29-like. Gene Ontology annotation, molecular function: extracellular ligand-gated monoatomic ion channel activity. Bases 62 to 1801 code for a protein of 579 amino acids. The transcript is spliced from 11 exons. Lineage: Eukaryota; Metazoa; Arthropoda; Insecta; Coleoptera; Staphylinidae. Gene Ontology annotation, cellular component: membrane. The record is from RefSeq and is a predicted model, not a curated record. Gene Ontology annotation, biological process: monoatomic ion transport.